This is a messenger RNA of Lasiosphaeria miniovina, 516 nucleotides long. RefSeq lists its product as uncharacterized. Lineage: Eukaryota; Fungi; Ascomycota; Sordariomycetes; Sordariales; Lasiosphaeriaceae. The transcript is spliced from 4 exons. The record is from RefSeq and is a predicted model, not a curated record. The coding region runs from base 1 to 516 and encodes 171 amino acids.
AUGGCUGACAAGAGAAAAUUCGCCGAGCUCAAUCGGCCGGCAACGCUCCUAGUAACGCCCCCAGAGACAUACAUCAGCCUCAAUCGUGACGAGUUCAAGGCUUUGGAGGCGCGUUUCGAAGCCGAAGGGGACUAUCGCUGGCUAAAGUACGACUACUUCCCUCAGCUCGCCAAGUUCGUCUUGCGAAUGCCGGGCACUGUCCACGAAGCCGUCAUCGGAGCAUUCGAACGCCUAGUUAUACGGCAACUACAUAUUAUCGAGCAGAGUAACGACCGAGUCGCUGCCGAUUUCACUCGGGACGAAAGUGAGGCUUUCGAGCAGACACUGAAGCGGAGGCGGGGGUCAGAUGAGGUUCUGGAGGGUAGAAGUAGGCAAAGGAUGGUCAAGCAGAAGUUAGUCCGCCCGUCGCAAGAGAAACUCGAAUCCUCAGACGAAAAACGAUUCGAGGCAAUGGAGGAAGAGGCUGAGAAGCAGCUCAGCGGCCAGGAGCAAGACUAUAUCCUAGAGUUGGAUUAA